Messenger RNA from Centropristis striata (black sea bass), 1377 nucleotides. It is a transcript of the gene hsd11b1la, whose product is annotated as hydroxysteroid (11-beta) dehydrogenase 1-like a. Gene Ontology annotation, molecular function: oxidoreductase activity. Gene Ontology annotation, cellular component: intracellular membrane-bounded organelle. The record is from RefSeq and is a predicted model, not a curated record. Bases 467 to 1330 code for a protein of 287 amino acids. Lineage: Eukaryota; Metazoa; Chordata; Actinopteri; Perciformes; Serranidae. The transcript has 6 exons.
UUUGCAACUUUUUUCUCGAAAUAUUACCUGACUUUAACUACCAAAUAUAGUUCUUUACCUGAUAAAGGGUUAAGACUUUUGCACAGUACUGUAUAUGAAGAUUUUUUUAAAAUAUAAAAGGAGGGCUGAACCUUUUCGAGUGGAUCAAGCAGUAGAUUUUACCCAAAGCGACAUGCGUUUGAGAGUUAAUUCAACCAUAGACUGUAUAAAAUAGAAUACAACACACGGAAGUUGACAGGAAGUUGUCCUCUCUGUGGUCCCGCCCUCAGCCUGGCCAGAUUCCAGUUCCCUUAGUUCAAUAAUAAAAGUCUUAUCUGAAGUACACUCCCCCUUUACACAUGGCAGGGUGAUUACAUAAAAGGCAGCUCUUGCCUCAUUUUCCUAGAGCAAGGCAUUUGUAGAGACUGUAGUUGUAGAAGUCUGGGCUCUCUUUGGUGCUAAAAACCUAAAAAAAGAAGUUUACAAAAUGGGAACUUUCACAAAAAUCCUAUUUGCUAGUGUAUGUGUUGCUUUCCUAGCUGUCAAGUGGACUGCACCCAGUUUUAAUGCAGAGUCUCUCAGAGGAGCCAGGGUAUUGGUGACUGGUGCCAGUACGGGUAUCGGUGAACAAAUGGCUUAUCACUACGCCCGCUUCGGUGCUCAGAUAGUAAUUACAGCAAGAAGGGAGAAAGUGUUGCAGCAGGUUGCAGAUAAGUGCCUGAGUCUGGGAGCCCAGAAAGCGCUCUAUGUAGCAGCAGACAUGGCGAGCGAGUCAGACGCCGACAACGCCGUUGACUUUGCUCUGGAGAAGCUCGGAGGCUUGGAUUAUCUGGUUCUCAACCACAUCGGCCCGACUCCCUUCAGCAUGUGGGACGGAGAUGUGGAGCACACCAAGUGGCUGAUGAAGGUUAAUUUCUUCAGCUACAUUCAGAUGGCUUGGAAAGCUUUGCCCUCCCUUGAGCAAAACAAAGGAUCCCUGGUGGUUGUUUCAUCGCUUUUAGGUAGAAUGCAGACUCCCUUCGUUGCACCAUAUGCCUCAACAAAAUUUGCCUUGAAUGGUUUCUUUGGGUCCCUUCAGCAUGAGCUGGUUAUGAAGAAGAGCAAUGUGUCCAUCUCUAUAUGUACACUGGGGCUCAUUGAUACUGAAUCAGCUAUGGACAAAGUCAGGGGGAUCACUGAUGUCCCAGCCUACCCGGCAACAGACACAGCCCUGAACAUCAUCAUGACAGGAGCCACCAGGCAGCCGGAGCUCUUCUACCCCUGGUUCACCUACUAUGUGUCUCUGAGCAAAGACUUGUUCCCUUACAUCUCAAACUAUAUCAUCCAGAACUCCUACAGCCGCAUUCCAUGAAAUAAAGGUUCACUCUGUAAAUAUAAACUCCUCAAAAACAGUUUGGA